AUGUCCGACAGCGAGUUCUUGCCGUCUGCUGAAGUUGCUGUGAAUCAGGUGUCCCGAUCCCAUCUUAUUGUCCUGGAUGAUGACCCCGUGGCCAGGAUGGAGUGCUCUCCAGUGGUAGACAUGCUGCCGGGCGAGAGCAAGGAAGACCUCCGUCGACGUUGCGAGGCUAUGGUGAAGGCAAUUCUAGUGGCGAAGGUCGAAGACGCUCGAAGCCUCGGCCUACGCGACGAAGAAGUCGUGCGCUUAAAACAACUGCAGGCCAAGUUUGUGGACACACGCGAAGAAAAAACCCCGAAACCCCGAAACAAGGCGUUCAAAUUGACGAACUUUGGCGUUGGUGAUUACGUCCUUGUCGGGUCGGUGGUGCGAUACCCGAGUAAGUUAUCCCCGGCGUGGCGUGCUAGUGCCCCCUCUUCACGAGCCUGUGAACCAUUCCUGCCGUCUGAAGUUGUACAGCGAGGCAGCGAACGGCACGGCGAAGACCUGGAGGACCAUGCUGCCUACGGCGAAGGUGGUUUCCAUGUAGAAGACCUCCUGGCGACCCGUGUUGUCAACGGGCAGCAUGAAAUCCUGGAAGACGUUCCCGUACAGCUGCGCAAGUGGGUGUUGUCCCAGAAACACGAUGACGGCGUGGAAGCGAUGCAGGAGGCGUUGGAACUGACCCUUGGUCACCUAUUGUAG
Aphanomyces invadans is the source of this 681-nucleotide messenger RNA. RefSeq lists its product as hypothetical. Bases 1 to 681 code for a protein of 226 amino acids. The record is from RefSeq and is a predicted model, not a curated record. NCBI's taxonomy places the organism in Eukaryota, Oomycota, Saprolegniomycetes, Saprolegniales, Verrucalvaceae. The transcript has 4 exons.